GCCAUUUUUGAUUAUGAGGCCAUCAGAGAAGAUGAACUGUCGUUCAGGAAGGGUGAUCAGAUCCAGGUCUUGUCAAGAGAUGCUCGCAUAUCAGGAGAUGAUGGCUGGUGGACUGGAGAGUUUAAUAACAAAAUUGGUAUUUUCCCAAGUGCCUAUGUUGCU
Messenger RNA from Helobdella robusta, 162 nucleotides. RefSeq lists its product as hypothetical. The record is from RefSeq and is a predicted model, not a curated record. NCBI's taxonomy places the organism in Eukaryota, Metazoa, Annelida, Clitellata, Rhynchobdellida, Glossiphoniidae. Gene Ontology annotation, molecular function: protein binding. The annotation marks the transcript as partial. The transcript has a single exon. Gene Ontology annotation, biological process: regulation of actin filament polymerization.